UACCUUACAUGAAGUAAGACAAAGUUAAUGUGAAAAAAUUUCAAUGUUCUUCUCAAACAAUGGUAGGAAUUUAGUUUCAAAAUAUCAUAACUCGAUAGAAUGGACUUGCUUGGAUCGAUUUUAAACAAUAUGGAUGUACCUCCAACUUCUAAAGCUGACAAAGUUUUAAAGAAGAAUUUGAAAGAGCAGAAGGAGGCGAUGGAAAAGAUCCAAGCCAAAGAAAAGUUAAAAAGAGAUGAAUUCCGAAGUGAGGUUGAAAAGAAAGUGAAUGAGUUGAUGAAAGAUCCAAAUCAGACAUAUUUUAAGUACCCACCGAUGGAUAAAAUUGAGAGAAGUAUCAUUCAUGAUGUUGCUGAAAUUGCUGGAAUCACAUCAUACUCGUUUGGUGAAGAAGAUAUUGACAGACAUAUAAUUUUGUUUAAAAAGGAAUUUGCACCAAGUGAGGAAGAACUGGCAGUAAUAAGAAAAGGAGAGGAAUAUGAUCCAAUGAAGAUAAAAGAAGCUUUAGAAGAAAAGAAACAGAAGGCAUCAACAGUCAAGUCAUCAGACACCAAGCCAAUUAAAAUAAAACCAAAAGCCAACUACAAAGAAAAAUAUGAGCACCUUAUUGGCAAAGACAGUGGCAAGGAUAGUGCAAAAAUUACUGUGACAAACAACAGCUUUGGCUAUGUGCCAAGUGAAAAUAAGAAAGAUGUACGUUCCAUUGAAGAAACUAUGAAUGAAAUCGAGCAAGGAAGCGUCAAAAGACUUCCAACAAUGAAACAGGGUCAAAAGAUGAUUGAAAAUCUGCUUGUAUGGUUAGAUUACUGUAUGCAAUGAUUCCACUACAUUUCAUUGUCAACAAGUACGUAAGUUUCACAUUUAGGUUUAGAGUAAACCAUUAAAUUCAGUGAUUUUCACCAAAAACUCAUUGUGUGCUUUGACACAUGUAGAAGCACAACUCAAUUUGCAGCCAUAUGUAAUUUUCUGACACUUUAUUACUAUGGACAUGUGUUGUCAAUUUUAACCAUUGUCAUUUAAAUGAAAAUGAAUUAAAAAUGUCUCCAAAAGGCACUAAGUAACAAUUUUUAUGUUAGUUAAUUAAUCAGUCAAUUGAAAGAACUGUAAAUCCCUGUACAAAGUGUCCAUUUUAAUUAAAGACUUAUAAAAUCAAAA
Messenger RNA from Xenia sp. Carnegie-2017, 1155 nucleotides. RefSeq names its product sperm-associated antigen 7-like. The record is from RefSeq and is a predicted model, not a curated record. The transcript is spliced from 8 exons. Lineage: Eukaryota; Metazoa; Cnidaria; Anthozoa; Malacalcyonacea; Xeniidae. Gene Ontology annotation, molecular function: nucleic acid binding. Bases 100 to 819 code for a protein of 239 amino acids.